CAAUUUUAUGCAGAAUGGUAUUUUUGGCUCUGGUAUUUCUGGCUCUGGUAUUUCGGACCAUAUAUAAUUUUCUUCAUGUCAUGCUUCUGUUUAAAAUAUUUCACACCUAAUGUGAUUUUUGUAUCAUGACCAGUUCUGCAUAUCCCUCGGUUUUGGAAUUUGACUGCCAUUUUUGUAGUAGACCAAAGUCGUACAUUUAUACUAUAUAUUUUAUUAAUGUGCAAGUUAAUCAUUACAAUAACGUGUCUAAAUGCUAGAUCAUAUGUUUUUUGCUGUCUAAGUUCGUUGUUUUAUUAUCUUCAAAUGUAUUGUCCUAAAAUCUACAAUUCAUGAAUAAAUCUCAGGAUGACAAGCAUGGACAUGACAAACGGUAGUUCUAUGAACGGUAGUUCGAUGGGUGGAGAUCAUGACGCAGUGCCUGACAGCGCAGAUCCCAGUUCAUCGGGAAUGAAGAUGAUGGAUGGUCACAUGAUGCCGGCAGAUGAUAGUAUUGCGAUGAUGAUGAUGCAGAUGACUUUCUAUGCUGGGGUCGAUUGUACCGUCCUUAUUAAACAAUGGAAGACUUCAAAUGCAGGAGAGUUGUUAGGUACAGUUAUAUUCUGGUUUCUUAUAGCGCUCCUACAUCAGGGCACUAAACGACUGAGACGAUCUCUUCAAAAAAGACAUAAUGUGGCAACAAGCCGGGGAGGGUUUGCUAAACUGAACGAACAAGAAGGUAGUCCUGUACAGAGUCCUGGCCCUGAGGUAUCUAUCGUGGAGGCCCCUAAUAGUUGGGGUAAGCUGAAGAAUCACCUACUACAAUCCAUUCUGCAGCUCGUACAGACUACUACUUCCUUCCUCCUUAUGUUGGUAUUCAUGACGUACAAUGUUUGGUUAGCAGUUGCCAUAGUACUGGGAGACAUGUGUGGUUACAUGAUAUUUAGCUACGAUACCCCCGAUACAUCCGGUGGGUGUGGCUAAACUCCUUGACAACUUGUUGGUACCAUGGUAACAUGAAUCCUGUAUCUUGGUUUCUAUGACAUACCUUUUUACCGAGAUUUUCGAUAUUAUUGACUGAUCAGUAUGAUCACUGGACAUUUGAUUUGAUACUGAUUGUUAUUGAUCUUGAGCCGAGGCAUUUAGCUCAACUGUUUGGAUUUAAGAAAAUAACAUUCUCUCAACAGGAACUGUUUGUAUAAAGGAUACUUCACCAAAUUGGUGAUUAUAUUUUAUGGAAAGAGGCUAACCAAAAUUGAAGAUAUUUUAAACCGGCCGCGUUCUUCAUUGGCAUGUUAAAUUUCAUUUGGAAGUUAAGUUUUUUUGUUUGACUUUUUUCAUAUUAUGUGCAUUGUGCAUGAACGUUUUCGGGGGACCGACAUUUUUAUCUUGUAAAGAGUCUGAUCGAUUUAAGUUAUGAUGCCACUGUUUUGAGGGUAGAAUUUAUAAAGAAUUUUCAUGCCAAUCAUUUUUAAAUAUUUUACGAUUUUGAAUUAAGUUGAUGAUGUUGAAACUGUAUUAUUUAUGGUUAUUUUGACUGUUCAACAUCUUAUGAUUCAUCAUUUAAACCACUUCUAUUAUUCUUCA
This is a messenger RNA of Bolinopsis microptera, 1563 nucleotides long. Its product is annotated as high affinity copper uptake protein 1-like. The record is from RefSeq and is a predicted model, not a curated record. Gene Ontology annotation, molecular function: copper ion transmembrane transporter activity. Gene Ontology annotation, biological process: copper ion transmembrane transport. Lineage: Eukaryota; Metazoa; Ctenophora; Tentaculata; Lobata; Bolinopsidae. The transcript is spliced from 7 exons. Gene Ontology annotation, cellular component: plasma membrane. The coding region runs from base 346 to 960 and encodes 204 amino acids.